UCAGCGUCGUAAAUUGAAGAUUAAAUAAUGUGUGGAUUCGUUAUAAAACAAAUUGGAAAAAAGUGAUAGACACAUAAUAUACGACCGGUCUAACUUAAUAAUUAAUAUAUAACAGUUUCAUGUAUAAGAAGCAUUAGUUUUUGUGGAACUACAAGAGAGAAGAGUCCAAAAUGCCAGCCAACUUUUCUCAUUUACAGACAAACGCGCAGAAGACAUACAUCAUGCAAUCGAAAAAACCAUUCGCCACUAUCCUUUGCGUAAGCGGUAGCUGUUUCACAUUCGUCAUCGUCGGAAUCCUUUUCAUCACCCUCUCGUCCUACGUAUAUGAAGCCAUCCUCAAUGAUCAAUUGAUCCUAUCACCUGGUAGCAAUGCUUUCAACUUAUGGAUAAAAAAUCCGGUUCCACUGGCGCUGACAUUGCAUUUGUUCAAUUGGACGAAUCCCGAAGAAAUUUAUACCAAAGGCGUUAAACCUAGAUUCGAAGUACUAGGACCUUAUGUAUAUGAUGAAACUAAAGAGAAAGUUGAUAUUGUUUGGAACGAUAACGGUACCGUUACUUAUAAAAAUCUUAAAAAAUGGUGGUUUAACCAAGAUAAAAGUAAAGGUUCCAGUUAUGACCCUUUUACCAGCAUAAAUCCAAUUGCUUUGUCAGCAGCUUACAGUAUUCGAAAUUGGCACGUAUUGUUGAAAAAACCUUUCGCUGCGUCGCUUAGAGCAAUGACGUCAAAUAUUUGGACAACGCAUUCGGUGCACGAGGUUCUUUUCGAUGGAUACGAAGAUCCAUUACUCACAUUAGCAACAAAAAUGUCGUUUUUCCCGAAAAGUCUCCACAUGGAUAAAUUCGGUUGGUUUUACGGUAGAAACGAUUCAUCUGACUUUGAAGGCAUCUUCAACGCGGAUACUGGAGUGGAAGGUCAAAUCGGAGAAUUAAAAUCAUACAGGUACUCAACACACACCGGUUAUUACCCUGACCAUUGUGGAGCCUUCGAAGGCUCCUCAGCUGGAGAUUUCUUCCCCAGACGUUUAACGAAACAAUCAGUUAUAAAAUUAUUCAACUCAGAUCUCUGUAGAUAUAUGGAAUUGGAAUUCGAGAAAGAAGUUCAUGUACAUGGAAUAGUUGGAUUCAAAUAUUCUGCUGGAGACAGAUUUUUAGAUAACGGUACCAAGAUACCAGAAAACAAAUGUUUUUGUGACGGAGACUGCAUGCCAUCUGGAGCAUUGAAUGUUUCGAAUUGUAGACACGGAUCUCCAGCAUUCGUUUCACUACCACAUUUCUACAAAGCCGAUCCGUAUUACAUCAAUUCCGUUGAGGGGCUAAAUCCUAACGAGAACAUUUCCGAUUUUUUUAUGAUAUUCGAACCAAAUAUUGGUAUUCCUCUACAUGUAUCAGCAAGGUUACAAUUAAAUUUACGACUCCAGGAAAUAUCGGGUAUUGGAUUAUUCGAAGAUGUACCGACAGUAUUUUUUCCAGUGUUAUAUUUCGAACAACAGGUUGUUAUACCAGAAAAUAUGGCGUUUUUGAUUAAACUGCUGAUCAACUUCCAAACUAUUUGUAUUUCAAUUGGUAUCGUAUGCAUAAUAUCAGCGGUGAUUAUUUUUACUUGCGGUUUUUGUCAUAUACGAAAUGGGCAUGUAUUUCGUAGAGAUAAGAAGAUGAAAUAUAUACCAAAAGAAGAAAUACCUCUUAAUCGACAAAGAAACUCUCGACUAAAACAUCGUCGUCGACAGAUAGGCCAAGUCUGUCUAUUACUCCUUGGUUUGAUCCUCAUCGGCGUAGGCGUUUCUAUACUCGUCUUCUUCGAAACCAUUUACGAGCUGAUAUUAAUUGAUGCGCUCAAAUUUACACCAACAUCUAAAGCUUACCAAGAAUGGUUGACCAAUGAUCCACCUUUAGACUUGAAUAUAUAUUUGUUCAAUUGGACAAACCCUCAACGAAUAAAUAAUAUUGAGGUUAAACCGGAAUUUCAAGAAGUGGGACCUUAUAAAUUUAAAGAAGUCAAGGAAAAAAUUAAUAUAUCUUGGCACGAGGAGAAUUCCACCGUUAGUUUUUCGCAUAUGAAAUUUUAUUAUUUCGAUGACGAAAAUAGUGCUAGAAAAUUGAGCGAUGUGAUAUCUACUAUCAAUGUUGUUCCUUUGACAAUUAGUUACAAGUCUAGGCUUUUCAAUUGGUUAACCAGAAGGUUAAUCUCGGCGGCAUUAUCAAGUGUAUCGAGUCUCCAUGUUACAAAAAACAUUUCUGAGAUACUCUUUGAAGGCUACGAAGAACCUCUUUUAGAAACUUUAUCGAAGUUUCCAUUUUUAAACGUCCAAGAUAAAUUUGGUAUAUUUUACAGAAAAAAUGCUACUAUCGGUAACGUUGGAAUCUACAGUAUGUAUUACAAAAACGAUGAGGAUUUCGGAAAAAUGUUGACUUGGAAUUACAAGAAUCAAACGAGUUACUACGAAGGACAUUGUAACGAUAUAAAAGGCUCUGCUGGAGAGUUUUAUCCUAUAAAUAGGAAAAGGGAUAAACUCGUCGUAUAUUCCGGCGAACUUUGUAAAUAUGCCGAACUAGAAUACGUAGAAGAUGUCAUUAUUAAAGGUGUCUUAGGAUAUAAAUAUACUGGGGAUUAUAUUUUUGAUAAUGGUACAAAACGUCCUGAAAACCAGUGUUUUUGUGUGGGAGAAUGUAUACCAUCGGGAGUAUUUAACGUCUCAACGUGUAGGGAUAAUUCCCCUAGCUUUUUAUCGUUUCCACAUUUUUAUGGAGCUGAUCCUUAUUAUACGAACUCAAUUGAGGGAAUGAAGCCAGAUAAGACCCUACAUGAAUUUUACAUCAUUAUCGAACCGAAAUCCGGAGUUGUGAUGGAAGUACAAACAGCAAUGCAAGUAAAUAUGUUACUUCAACCAAUUCCAAGCAUACGAUUGUACGAAAAAGUGCCAAAAGUGUUUGUGCCUCUAUUUUACUUCACUCAAAAAAUCAAUUUAAAAGACGACAUCGCCAGUAGCCUUAGACUGAUACAGAAUCUACCAGAAUACAACAACUAUUUAUCCUACAUACUUUUAGGUUUAGGUAGCGUUUUCAUUCUUUGGACAGUGUGUUCGUGUUUAUGUUGCAAAACACAAAAACAAACUUUCCAAAUUAAUGGUAAAAAACCAAAGUUCCAUGACGAAAUUCCGCUCAGACAGAGAAAAUAAACACGUAUUUUGUUACUAGUAACAAGUUUGUUAUGGAAAUAUAUUUUUUUAAAUAUC
This is a messenger RNA of Diorhabda carinulata, 3233 nucleotides long. RefSeq lists its product as uncharacterized. The record is from RefSeq and is a predicted model, not a curated record. Lineage: Eukaryota; Metazoa; Arthropoda; Insecta; Coleoptera; Chrysomelidae. Gene Ontology annotation, molecular function: scavenger receptor activity. Gene Ontology annotation, cellular component: membrane; cytoplasm. The transcript has 13 exons. The coding region runs from base 171 to 3176 and encodes 1001 amino acids.